This is a messenger RNA of Cygnus olor (mute swan), 2661 nucleotides long. Its product is annotated as tetraspanin-36-like. The coding region runs from base 470 to 1165 and encodes 231 amino acids. Gene Ontology annotation, biological process: protein maturation; protein localization to plasma membrane; regulation of vascular endothelial growth factor signaling pathway. NCBI's taxonomy places the organism in Eukaryota, Metazoa, Chordata, Aves, Anseriformes, Anatidae. The record is from RefSeq and is a predicted model, not a curated record. The transcript is spliced from 7 exons. Gene Ontology annotation, cellular component: membrane.
UCACCCUGUGUUUUUUUCCUGCAGGAGAAGAAAAAUGCUGGGGAUAAGAGCAGCAAAGGUGGUGGUGCUUCCUCCUGGCGGCGGUCCCGUUGUCCUCAGCCGUGAGGCUGCUGCCGCCAGCCCCUCGGAUGGGUAAAUAGGAGCACAGAUAUCACCUCCAGCUGCCUUGAAACGAGGGGAGAAACAACCAAAAUCCGGGGAUUUUCCCUUCCCAAGGAUAAAAACAUCCUCCCGAUGCGCUGUGACUGCUUAGCAGCACGCUGGCCCCGGCGUGGCGUGCUUCUAUGACCUCGUCCUGCGCCAGCCUGUUCCGUGGGGACCGGGAGCUGCAGCAAAUGGUGGCCGCGUCCCCCCCGGAGCGCUCGUUGCCCGCGUGGCCGCUUGGUGGGCACGCUGGCAGGGCCACCGGCCGUCCCGGGAGGCGCCGAGUCCCUCAGGUGUGGCAGUAACUGAUCUGUUGGUCAGGAAAAUGAACACUGCGGCGGCGGCUGGUCUCAGCUAUGUCGGGGGCUACGUCAUGAACACCUACAGGAGCUACGACAACUUCCUGCAGGACAAGCACGCUCUGCUGCCAGCCGUGAUCAUCCUUUGCGUCGCUGCGGUGAUGUUCAUCAUCGGGCUGCUCGGCUGCUGCGCAACCUUCCGGGAGUCUCGGGUUGGCCUGGGGCUGUUCUUGGCCAUUAUCCUCAUUAUCUUCAUCGCAGAAGUAUCCGCUUUUGUCCUGGCAUUUGUUUACAGGGAAAAGGUAAAAACUGACGUCCAAGGCACAAUGCGUUCAGUCUUCGAGAAGUAUGACGGGAAAAACUCAGAGUCUGCUGUGGUGGAUUACUUGCAAGAAAACCUUCAUUGCUGUGGGGUAAAGAACUACAGCGACUGGACAAGCACGCAGUGGUUUAAUUCCACUGGGAAUAACAGCGUCCCCCUGAGCUGCUGCAAGCAAAACCUGAAGAACUGCACGGGGAGUCUGGAUCAGCCGCAGGAACUCAACACGCAGGGCUGUUCAGGGGAGCUGGAGUCUGGGCUGCAGAGCGUCAUCAGCUAUGCUAUGCUGGUAAUCCUGGGCUUUGCCAUCGUAAAGUUCUUUGGCAUGCUGAGUGUCUGCGUGCUUACUUGCAAGCGAGAAGACAGCGGAUACCAGCCUCUUUACUCAGGGGUGUUCGCUUAAUAAAAUGCACAGAUCACUCUUCUUUUGCUUCCUGAUGAUAAAAUAGAUUUGUAAAGAUGAACGCUAAAGGACAAUUCAUGACCCUGUUAACUGUUUUACUUUAUUUACAUGAAACGGAAAGAACGCUUUGUACUGAUUAGGAAAAGUUUUCUUGUGGGCGACUUGAAAUGGCAAUUCCGAUAUUCAUUACCCUGCAGUAACUUAACCCUGGUCGUACAUACCACGGCUUUCUGUAAGGUUAUUGUGGAUUUGGAUUUGUGACUUUUUCUAGGUAGCAACAGAUGGCGUAAUAGGCUCCAGAAAGAAGCCUACUUCUGCAGUUCUUUCCUGUACCCUCAAAACAAGCAGGAGAAAUGUUAUUUUUAAUCACUAAACUGACUGAGACUGCAGGAGUGGAUUCAGUUGCCUGCACAAACAUCAGAUCGUUCCCAUGAUGUGCUUAAACAGCGUAAGAAACUUCUGAAUGCAAGGUUCAAAUAUUCUUCAUAAGCAUGGGGAGACGGAAUAUGUUUUCUCUGUAUCUGAUGGUGGUUCAUGUUUUUCUCCUUGUAAUGGUCAUAUGUCGAAAUUCAGUUUACUGCAGGGGUUGUUAGAUAAGACAAACCCUGUGAAGUCUAGAAGAGAAAUCUGAGUUGUCUGUUGAAGCAGCUAGCAAAUGUGAACAACCCCAGGCCAGGAGGGGAUGUGUGUUUGGGACGUCUCUUUUGGUUCAUUUUGUCUUUUUGUUUUUAAUUUGACAUUAAAAUUUGCUUAUGAAGCAGUUUUCGUUUUCUUUUCUGCUUUUGCUGAUGCAUUUACGCUUUGUCUACCCAAAGACAGACCGUGUCUGUUUGCGAGAGUGAUGCAGAUGAAUACAGGAGUUGGAGGAAACGUUGGAUCAGCGUGGUUAUGCAGGAAGGAUGACUGGAAGGGCUAGUGCAGAGUUCUCUGUGUCACUGAACACAUCUGGCUGCUUUUCACAGCUAAAAAUGUUAAUAUAAUACUUUCUUGUACCCUGUUAGUUGACCAAGCAGUGUUGUUAACCUGUUUUUUGUCAAUGUCUUGUGACUGAUAGGUUUCUUUCUCUUUAAAUGUCUGGUGAAUAUGGUCAUUUCUUGGAUUGCACCACUUCUUCAAAAACGGUCCUUCUUUAACAUGUCUGUGUGCUAAUCCAUGUGUCGGUGCUUUAGGGGUCUUAGAGCUGUGAUGUGGGAGAAAACUCAGCUAUUCUUGGUUAGAGAAUUGCGGAAAAGGAACAGCAUAUUAGCAUAUUUUCUCUUUGGAGCGAUAAGCAGUCUAUUCUGAGCAGCAAACCUUUGUAUCUGUAGCUAUUUAGAAAAAAGAAGGAGUUUGGGGUAAGUGUAAGCUGUUUAUUUAUCUUUUUUUUUUUUCUGAAAGAAAUUGAUGUUGUGUAGGAGAUGUACCAGUCUAAGAAUGUAUAUGUUGAAGGUGAUUUAAUGUUUAUGAGGGCUUUGUCUUCCGUUUAAUGCCAAAAUAAAUCAAAUUUCUUUAAGUAA